CUCUCGAGUGUGUUUCCUUAUCGGUGAAGCUGCGCGUUAUCGUUAUUUUUUGUUUGUUAUUGUUAAUGUCAUUAAAGAAAACUACUCGGAUAGAGUUAUUUGAGCGCGGUGUUGACGUGGAUAGUGAAAAGCAGAGGGAGAGAGAGAGAGAGAGAGAGAGGGAGAGAGAGAGAGGGUCGGUCGGUCGGUCGGUGGGUGAAUUGUCGCCACGCUGGUUUGUUUGUGUAAUGCGCAGUAACGGUCGUUUUUUCCACACAGGAAUAAAUACUUCUGUUUUGUGUGAGCUAGUUUAUUCUAACCUUUAUUCUUCGAUGAAUAGUUCUGCUAAUCUGGCUCUGCACUAAAUUCAGCCAUGGUGAAACAGACGAAGGCAAAGACAUUCCAAGCAUACCUGGACUCCUGCCACCGCCGCUACAGCUGCGUCCACUGCCGUGCUCACCUGGCCAAUCAUGAUGAGCUCAUCUCAAAGUCCUUUCAAGGAAGCCAAGGGCGGGCGUACCUGUUUAACUCUGUGGUGAAUGUGGGCUGUGGUCCAGCUGAGGAGAGGUUGCUGUUAACUGGACUUCAUGCUGUGGCUGAUAUUUACUGUGAGAACUGCCACACUACUCUAGGCUGGAAAUAUGAGCAGGCAUUUGAGCUAAGUCAGAAGUAUAAAGAGGGAAAGUACAUUAUUGAACUGUCCCACAUGAUCAAGGACAAUGGCUGGGACUAAAGCUCUCUGAACUGGCUUUUUCGUACUGGCCAGAACUUGGUGUGUUGCCAAGAACGACCAUUUUAUACAUGUUUAUUAUUGCUUUACUAUUGUGCACUUUUAUUUGUUUAAAAUCCCAACUGACCAGUUUCACAUGUGUGGUUAAGGCAAAAUUUAUAUAGACCUGUAAAAUGUAAAUGGAUCCUGUACAUGCUGGAACAGAAAUUACCUUUAUUAAGUGGUCCAGAAAUCUCCCUUUGUAGCUACAAGUUUGGAGACACGAGGAAGUGAGUGAUUAAAAAAAACAAAAAAAAACAAAAAUAAAAAUGGUAGAUGCAAUGUGUUUACUCAGCAUUACUGUGUGUGUCGAACUGAGGUAUGUGUUUUAUUUGUGUGUAAGAGAUUAAGUGCAAUAUGUGUAUAUGUGUCUGUGUUAUGAGGUCUUUUUUGACUGAUUUGUAAAGGUGUAUCCCAUGUAAGAAUAGCUGCAUGCAAAAAAACAAUCUGUUAAUGGGUUGUAGCUUGUAAACCAGCUGGUGUGCUUUUGACACCAGUUACAGCUUAAAAUUCUUAUGGAAUGUAAUUGGGACACUUGUUUAUGUAAAUAGUGUGGCAUGUACAGUUGCUUUUAUUUGAUCAUGUUUGAUUAUGGAGCAUAAAAUUGAGUAAAAGCAUUAAAGUUGUAAUAGCUUUAAUAAAUUGUGAUGGAUUGAC
Molecule: messenger RNA, 1405 nt
Organism: Trichomycterus rosablanca
Lineage: Eukaryota; Metazoa; Chordata; Actinopteri; Siluriformes; Trichomycteridae
Gene: ypel3
Product: yippee-like 3
Exons: 5
Coding region: 353-712 (119 amino acids)
Source: RefSeq, a predicted model, not a curated record